AUGGCCAGCAAGUCGAGUCCUCUGAACACCUUGCCGACUAACCCACCAGCGCAGUUUCUGAAAGAGAUCACGGAUGGGUUCUCUGAUGCUCGAAAGCUUGGUGAAGGUGCAUUUAGAACUGUUUAUGAGGGCAUUCUGCAAGAUGGGGAGAAGAUUGCCGUGAAGAAGCUUUCAGAUAAUGCGCUGGUGGCACCUGAGAAGCAGUUCACGAUUGGGGUUGGGAAUCUUAUGGCCAUGCAGCAUCCGAAUAUAGUGAGGUUACUCGGCUACUGCCAUGAACCGCAGAAGAAAUUGAUCGAGCACAGUGGAAGAUACAUCAUUGUAGACGUGGUUGAGAGCAUGCUCUACUAUGAAUAUGUGCCUAACGGAAACCUUGACAAGUAUAUUUUCGCAAUAAUGGAGGCAUCCUCAUCCGCCUUUAAUCUGUAUGCUCUUCUCCAGGAUCCUUCCUGCACGCUGCAGCUAGGACUAGGAUCCUCAAGUGUUCUUCUCCAGUUUAUCAGGUGCGUGUGGACACUAACAAUUACACAUCAGAUUCUUACAUACAAAACCGUUUCACUGACAGAGGUUAAAGUUAAACAGGGUGUUCUUCCAGAAGGGGUCCGCAUGAUUGCUGUGAAGAGGCUUGCUGAAAACGCACCAGUGCCGGCUGGCAUAACAUUUGAAACUGAGGUUACAAAUCUUAUGGCACUUAAACACGAAAAUAUUGUAGAGCUGGUUCACUACUGCCAUGAGUCGCAGAAGAAAGUCGUUCAGCAUAAUGGAAGAUAUGUGAUUGUGGACGUCAUCGAAAGCUGUCUUUGCUACAAAUAUCUACCAAAGUUGAGUCUUGACAAAUAUGUUUAUGAUGAGCAAAUAAUGUACAAGUACCCAUUACUGGAUCCAAAUGGCCUUCAGCAAGUAAAAGCAUGCAUUAUAAUUGGACUAAAGUGUGUGGAGGCUGAUCGGAACAAGAGGCCUUCCAUAGCGGAUAUUGUUGAUAAACUCAAUGGGAAACGUGUACCAAUUUUUGACCAGGUCUCCCCUUUCCAGCAUGCAUGA
Molecule: messenger RNA, 1041 nt
Organism: Miscanthus lutarioriparius
Lineage: Eukaryota; Viridiplantae; Streptophyta; Magnoliopsida; Poales; Poaceae
Source: the annotation of a GenBank genome assembly